Iphiclides podalirius (scarce swallowtail) is the source of this 1458-nucleotide messenger RNA. NCBI's taxonomy places the organism in Eukaryota, Metazoa, Arthropoda, Insecta, Lepidoptera, Papilionidae. The record is from the annotation of a GenBank genome assembly.
AUGUUGACGGAGGCUAACGCGACGCGACAGGCGGGCCGCCAGCAAAGGCGAGGUGGUCUGGCGUUCAGUCGCACUCCACGCGCCUUCCGCGCCGCACGUCCCGCACGAGUCAUGCUGUCGCUGGUAUUAAUUGCAACGGUCGCCGCCGCGGCCGCGCAGAACUCGACACCGGGCACCGCACGCGCCCCGGCGCCCCGCCGCGAACAGUUCCGCGUCAUCUACGAAUGGAACGCUAUAGACUUCGAGUGGGCCACCCCGGGCGACCGAGAGGCCUACCUAAAUACCAGCCGAUACAUACCGCGCAACGUCCUAAUCUCUGGGAUAAACUUUUACGGCGAAAGCAUAUUUCUGACGCUGCCGCGGAUGCUGGACGGUGUCCCGGCGACGCUCGCCACGAUACCCGUGCAGCAGGUGGACACGGCGCCGAAGCUUAAGCCGUUCCCCAGCUGGGACGCGAACAAGCUCGGCGAUUGCACCGCCCUGCAGUUUGUGCAGAACGUGGAAAUCGACCGCAACGGGAUCAUGUGGAUAUUGGACAACGGGCGCAUCGGCACGCUCACCCAGAAGCCUGACACGAAGUGCCCACCCUCCCUAGUUUUGAUAGACCUGAAGACCGGCUUGAACGAAAUGGAACGCAUACCGCUGCCCGCGGAAACGGUGAACGCGACCACGUCAUAUUUGAACGACCUGGUGGUGGACAAUCGCGACGGCGACUACGCGUACAUCACGGACAACAGCGCCGUCGAUCCCGGUAUCAUAGUUUUCCGUCGAAGCGACAGGAAAUCGUGGAAGAUUCGAGACAGUAAAUCGAUGAUGUCCGUCCCCGAGGCGGCCAUCUUCCGCAUCAACGGUACCACGAUCAACCUGCCCGUGAACAUUGACGGUAUCGCUCUCGGCCCUCAGUUUUUGACCGAAGAGGGCACUGUCGACAGGACAGUUUACUACGCACCCCUGUCGAGUUUCCGCCUGUACGCCGUGAACGCAUCGAUUUUGCGAAACGAGUCCCUCGCAGCGAAGGGAGACGGAGCUCUGCGCUCGUACGUCCUCGAGCUCGGCGCGAAGCCGUCCCAAACUGACGGCAUGAAGAUGGAUUCCGCGGGCACCCUGUUCUUCGGUCUGAUCGGCAACUCGACCAUCGCCGAAUGGAACACAACGCUUGACUUCAGCGUCGGCCAGCGGACCAUCGCCAGGGACCCGAACUACAUACAGUGGGUCGACCGUUUCACAUUCGACGACAGCGGCAACAUAUACGUGGUAAUCAACAGGCUGUACAACUUUAUUAAGAACCAAGUGUCCCUCGACGAGGUGAACUACAGGAUCCUUAAGUCUCAUACGGGCACUAAGAGUUACAUAUUCAGCCCUGAGGUAACGCCAUUGACACCGACACCGCACGGGGCGGCCACCGCGCCGGUCUUAGGAGCGUCGUUGCUAUUCUUGGCCUUCGCGCACCUGCUCGCC